AUGCAAAUAGAAACAGGAGCCACAGGGUCGGACGAUUAUAAACGGUUCGACAGUCCGGAUCUCUGGGUGAGGUGCCGAGCGGCAAAGGAGCAGCUAUACGCAGAGACAGACUUCUCGGUCAAGUAUAGAAAGACACCACCUAGUCUGCCUAGUGCAUUGCCUGAAACCCUCGGCGCUGAGACAUACGAGCCACAGGAGCGAGAGCCUGAAAAGUCAAGCGUGGAGUUAGAUUUGUCGGUGGUCGCUAGUGUGAAAUUGCCAACUGUGAACCCAGCUAGUUGGACUGUUGCUGUGCACAAUCACCACGAUUGCUCCCCCUCAUCACAACAAGAUCCUGCAAGUGAGAAUCAAAAUAGCGAGAAGCCCAACUCACCAUCUAUGCCAGAUUCAUUUUCUACACUGAACCCACCUUCUGCCCCAAGUUCACCUGCACAAAACCCACCCCGAAAAGCUAGUGUGAGGGUUGCGCAUCCUUCAGUUGCUCUUUACAUUGCACCUCACCUUAGAGACCCCUCUCUGCAAGCGCUCCGUCCACAACGAAACAGCACUCAGCGUCCCUAUCGUCCUAUCCCCUCCCGCAGUGAAUCAAAGCAACACCAGGUUACUUCUGACAACCAGCCCACCUUCUUCAAAUCUCACCUUGUCACGCCUCUUCCAAACCCUUCUCGGCUGAGGGGAGAGGUCAUACAUGCUCCAAUCCCUCCUCAAUCUUCACCCCUAUCUUCAGAAGUUCAGAAGGACACAGAUCUGCAGGAGAAAAAAGAAACCGAGGUCAAGAAGAUGUCUGACACCGGCUCAGAUGAGACCAUGCUGGCUCGUGGAAAUAAUUUUCGAGGUAGCAAGCAAGAACCACCAAUCCAAGCCGAGUCGUCUCGGCAGGCCGAGGAGCGAGCUACCCACAAAAGCUCCAAGGGCCGCAAGCCUUCGAAUGUCCAGCAAGAAGCUGACAGCACACCAGAGCAACAGGAAAAUGUCCCAGCAGGCAAUGCUGCUGGCCCGUCCGAUGAUCCUGAUCAGCCGAAGUGGGAUUCGAAGGAGGUGUUGCGACGACUACAGGAAGGGAAGGGUAUGGAGAUCAUCCGGAAUGCCCAUGCCACCCGCUUCAAGAACCAGGACUGCGAUACUGCAAGUCCAGAGUCCUUGGUCUCUUGCAGAACUGGACCAGGAACGGACCAGAAGUCGGAGUUCUACCGGAUCAUGGCAAGGCGUCGUCGUGCAGGGAAAGUGGCCACCGUUAUUCGAAAGGAAAAGCCUUCUUCCUCGGCUGACCUAUCCUUUGAUGCAGAAGAGGAAAAAGAAGAUCAAAAAGUGGCCGUGGACCCCGUCGCUGCAAAGGAAAAGCAUGUUGCGCAAUGGGACGCAUACCUUAAGAGCCCUCACGCCUACCCGGUCAUCGAGGACGGAAACAUGCGUUUAUUGGGGUAUCCAAGGGCAGAGCAUAAGCGCAUCGAAGAGCAGAUGUCGCAAACUGGCAUCGAUCAGGCCAAUGCCGUGGUGGACAAGGACAUGCCACGCCCCGAUAACAAAUGGGCCGAUGCCUACUACCUGGACUGGGAAUACCGGCCUCGCGCAUGUUCCAGCUUCGAAGCCUUUCGUGACUGGUUCCGCCGCUGGCUCGACUCCACCACCCAAAUCUGCUGCUAUGCCGAUAUCUACCACAAGUCUUUCUUUGAUGGCACAGCCCAUCCCGACGGCGUACAAUCCAUGUACAUACCCAAUCUGCAUGACGAGGAGGUUUGCUUUGACACGAGCGAUGAAUUGACCAUGCUCCACGCGCACGAGACUGCCGAGGGAUACAGCCACAACUUUGUGCUACACAGCCGAAAGAAGGCAGAGGAGGUGCAGCUUCGCAAGGAAAUGAAUCGAAAGGCCUACAUCGAAUACAUGAGCACUCCGCCCCGUGAGAAUCCCAACUCCCCCAAGGCAAAUAUCUUCCUGCGUCCGGCCCGGCUCGAAGACUCCGCCGGCAUUCUUAAUAUCAUGAACUGGUACGCCGAACAUUCCACCUUGAGCACCGAUGUCCGCCGGAUCGAAACGGGCGACGUUCGCCAGCGCAUCGAAAACUGCUGGGAAAACAAACUGCCCUUCAUCGUCGCCGUUGGCCGCGGAACGGGUCCCGAUCGAGAGAACCAGCCCGAGAAGACCUUAGGUUACGCCUUGGCUAACGACACCAUCGGACGCGAGACCAGCAGUCGGUACACCGCGGAGCUCCAGGUUUUUGUCAAAGACGGACACAAGCGCCAGGGCAUCGGACGGUGUCUGAUGGACAAGCUGCUCGAAGUGUGCGAUCCCACCUACAUCCCCAAACUCGGCUACUUCUUCAACGCCAAAUUUGACGACCAGCCUAAGUACCACACCGGGGGUUGCCGUCGACUGGCUUGUCUGAUCUUCGCCGUUGGCUAUCAGCGCGAUCGACGACCCCAGGUCCAAUGGCUUAAGGAUUGGCUGCUCGAGAAGUAUGAGUUCGAGGAGCAGGCCGUUCUCAAAAGAGCACGAGUCAAGUUCGAUCAUUUUAACGAAGUCGCCUAUCUUAUUCGGGACGUUGCGUACAGCUCCAAUACCAAAUUCGAAUACUAA
This is a messenger RNA of Aspergillus affinis, 2577 nucleotides long. RefSeq lists its product as uncharacterized. The transcript is spliced from 3 exons. NCBI's taxonomy places the organism in Eukaryota, Fungi, Ascomycota, Eurotiomycetes, Eurotiales, Aspergillaceae. Bases 1 to 2577 code for a protein of 858 amino acids. The record is from RefSeq and is a predicted model, not a curated record.